This is a messenger RNA of Engraulis encrasicolus (European anchovy), 3918 nucleotides long. It is a transcript of the gene pcdh11, whose product is annotated as protocadherin 11. The record is from RefSeq and is a predicted model, not a curated record. The transcript is spliced from 7 exons. Gene Ontology annotation, biological process: homophilic cell-cell adhesion. NCBI's taxonomy places the organism in Eukaryota, Metazoa, Chordata, Actinopteri, Clupeiformes, Engraulidae. Gene Ontology annotation, molecular function: calcium ion binding. Gene Ontology annotation, cellular component: plasma membrane. Bases 1 to 3918 code for a protein of 1305 amino acids.
AUGCUUUUAAACAGCAGUGAGACUUCGCAGCCCUGUAGAGGAAGAAGCUCAUCCCCGUCGCCACGCCACGCCACCCGACCGAUUAUGGACUUGGCGUCGUCGUCGUCAUCAAGCGCUCGGGCCCAUCCCCAACGCCGCCAUGCUCCUCUGCUGUUGCUACGGCUACUGCUGGGCUGCUGCUGUUGCCUCCUGUGCCUGGUGCCGUCGUGCCGGGCGCAGGAGAAGGAGUACAGCGUGAAGGAGGAGCUGCCGGAGAACGUGCGCAUCGGCAACCUCCGCAAGGACCUGGACCUGGCGCUGGACCCGGCCCUCAAGCUCUCCUCGCCGCUGCAGUUCAAGCCCGUCUACAAGACGGGCGACGUUCCCCUGGUGCGGGUGGAGGCCAACACCGGCGAGAUCUUCACCACGUCUAACCGCAUCGACCGCGAGAAGCUGUGCUCGGGCGUGUUCGGCGAGCGCCAGUGCUUCUUCGAGAUCGAGGUGGCCGUGCUGCCCGACGAGAUCUUCCGCCUGGUGAAGAUCCGCUUCCUCAUCGAGGACGUCAAUGACAACGCACCCUUGUUCCAGUCCACGGUGAUCAACAUCUCCAUCCCGGAGAACACGGCCAUCAACAACCGCUACCCUGUGCCCUCCGCGUUCGACCCCGACGUGGGGAUCAAUGGGAUCCAGCACUAUGAGCUUGUCAAGAGCGUCAGCGAAUUCGGCCUGGACAUCAUCGAGACCCCGGAGGGUGACAAGUGGCCUCAGCUCAUCGUCCAGCAGAGCCUGGACCGUGAGGUCAAGGACACCUUCGUGAUGAAGAUCAAAGUGGAGGACGGCGGCACGCCUCCCAAGUCCAGCACGGCCAUCCUGCAGGUCACCGUGUCGGACGUGAACGACAACCGGCCCGUCUUCAAAGACAGCGAGGUGGAGGUCAGCAUCCCGGAGAACGCGCCCAUGGGCACGUCGGUCACGCAGCUGCACGCCACCGACGCCGACCUGGGCGCCAACGCGCAGGUCAGCUUCUCCUUCAGCAACCAGAUCUCACCCUCCACCCGGCGGCACUUUGCCAUCGACAGCCGCACCGGAUUGAUCACCGUCAAGCAGCCCCUGGACCGCGAGGUCACCCCCGUGCACAAGCUGAUCGUGCUGGCGAGCGAUGGCAGCGCCACCCCCUCCCGUGCCACUGUCAUUGUAAAUGUCACAGACGUUAAUGACAACGUUCCGUCCAUAGACACCCGUUAUAUAAUAAACCUGGUGAAUGGCACUGUUCUUUUGUCCGAAAACGCUCCGCUGAACACAAAGAUAGCUCUAAUUACCGUGACUGACAAAGAUGCUGAUCUAAAUGGAAAAGUGACGUGCUACACGGACCCAGAUGUACCUUUCCGCUUGAAGCCUGUGUUUAACAACCAGUUUCUGCUCGAGACGGCGGCCCCUCUCGAUUAUGAAACCACCCGGGAGUACGCAAUUAGGAUAGUUGCCUCUGAUUCGGGAAACCCUCAUCUGAACACGUCUGCGAUGGUGCUCAUAAAAAUCAAAGAUGAGAACGACAAUGCGCCAAUUUUCCCUCAGCCCGAGAUUCAGAUCUCCAUACCUGAGAACAACGACCCCUCCACUCAGCUGAUGAAACUCAGUGCCACGGACGCAGACAGCGGGCAAAAUGCAGAGAUCAUUUACACUCUGGGCCCUGACGCCCCUGAUGGAUUUAGCAUAGAUCGGCGCUCUGGGAUUCUGCUGGUGAACAAAAGGCUCGACAGGGAGAAGCAUGAAAAAUACACCUUCACCGUCAUCGCCCGGGACAAUGGAUCCACCUCCCUGCAGAGCAACGUCACAGUGAGACUGAUAGUCCAAGAUCUGAACGACAACAGCCCGGCUUUCACUCACCCCGAGUACAACUUCUACGUGCCGGAGAACCUGCCGCUCUACGGCACGGUGGGAUUGAUCACCGUGACGGAUGCCGACGCGGGGGACAACGCCGUAGUCACCCUCUCCAUCCUGAACGCCAAGGACAACUUUGUCAUCGACCCCAAAACAGGUGUGAUCAAGCCCAACAUCACGUUCGACCGUGAGCAACAGAGCUCGUACACAUUCAUGGUGAAGGCGGUGGAUGGGGGCCAGAAGCCCAGCACGUCCUACGCCAAGGUCACAAUCAACGUCGUGGACGUGAAUGACAACCGGCCCGUGUUCGUCAUCCCUGCCUCCAACAACUCCUUUGACCUUGUCCCCUCCAGCACCAGCCCGGGCUCGGUGGUCACCCGUGUGUUCGCCAUUGACAAUGACACAGGCAUGAACGCCGAGCUGCAGUACAGCAUUAUUGGCGGCUCGCAGAGAGGACUGUUUUCCAUCGACAAGAACACUGGGAAUAUCACGCUGCAGGAAAAAAUAGUCUCCGUUGACCAGGGCUUACACAGACUGGUGGUGAAAGUCAGAGACCAAGGUCAACCGGAGUCCCUGCAGGCCAUCGCCUUAGUUCACCUGUUUGUGAACGAGACCAUGUCCAACGCCACCUACAUUUACGAGCAGGUGCGCAAAAGCAUGGAAACCCCGCUGGACCGCAACGUCGGCGAGAGCGAGGUGCAGCCUCAGGCCAGCGGCUACGUCAUCGUCGUCAUCGCCAUCAUCGCGGGGACAAUGACGGUCAUCCUGGUCAUCUUCGUCACCGCGCUGGUGCGCUGCCGGCAGACGCCGCGGCACAAGGUGGUGCAGAAGGGCAAGCAGAGCGGCGAGUGGGUGUCGCCCAACCAGGAGAACCGGCAGAUCAAAAAGAAGAAGAAGAAAAAGAAGAGGUCCCCCAAGAGCCUGCUGCUUAACUUUGUCACCAUCGAAGAGUCCAAGCCUGACGACCCGACGCACGAGCACAUCAACGGCAAGCUCGACCUGCCCGUGGAGCUGGAGGAGCAGACCAUGGGCAAGUACAACUGGGCCACCACCCCCACCACCUUCAAGCCCGACAGCCCCGAUUUAGCCAAGCACUACAAAUCCGCCUCCCCUCAGCCCACCUUCCAGAUCAAACCGGAGACCCCCGUCGCGCCCAAGAAGCACCAUGUCAUUCAAGAGCUCCCCCUGGACAACACGUUUGUGGUGGGCUGCGACACGCUCUCCAAGUGCUCCUCCACCAGCUCUGAUCCGUACAGUGUCUCGGAGUGCAGCUGUCAGGGGAGCUUCAAGACUUCUGGGCAAAUCCACACCAGACAGAAUCAAAGUUCAACUCCGGACAAGGCAUUCAGCGCUGUGCCCCAGGCAUGCCCUCACAAACAGACCCAGAGGCGGGUGACCUUCCACCUGCCCGACGGCUCCCAGGAGAGCUGCAGCGACAGCGGCCUGGGUGGUGACCAGGAGCCCACCAGCACGGCCAGCACCGGCACCCCCCUGCCCCUGGGCUUCCCCGGCCAGGAGGAGUACUAUGAGCAGACCUCGCCCAACAGCCGCACCGAGGGAGACGGCAACUCCGACCCCGAGUCCACCAUCGAAGUGAACCUUGCGAAGGCGUUGGCCGAGGCCUCGGAGACCUGCACGCAGGAGUGCCUGAUCCUGGGCCACUCGGACAGCUGCUGGAUGCCGCCGGCGCUGGCCCAGACGCUGCACACCUCCAGCAGCACCACCGCGCUGCCCUCCUUCGGCUCCUUCCAGCAGGCCUGGGCAGCGGCCACGCAGAGCGCCCCCCACCACCUCCUCCAGCACCCCGCCGCCGGUGGGCUCGCCGGGCACCCGGACGGGCGCCACACCCUCUGCCGCUCCGUGCCCAAGUCGACCGACGACCUGGACAAAGGGAGCAGCCGUCCGCAGUUCUACAACACGCUGGACAGACACUCCUCCAGCAGUAAGAAGGAGGAGCCCGUGAAGGUCAUACCGCUGGCCAGCUUCACGUCGUCGCCGUCGGGUCAGCAGACGCCCACCAACAUGGGGUCCACGGGGUUCUUGCAUGAGCACCAGCUGUAG